Messenger RNA from Plasmodium cynomolgi strain B, 1239 nucleotides. RefSeq lists its product as hypothetical. Bases 1 to 1239 code for a protein of 412 amino acids. The transcript is spliced from 2 exons. The record is from RefSeq and is a predicted model, not a curated record. NCBI's taxonomy places the organism in Eukaryota, Apicomplexa, Aconoidasida, Haemosporida, Plasmodiidae.
AUGAACCUGAGCAUUACGAUACGAGGAGGCCUGGCCGGGUCAAGUAGCGAAGCUAGCCAAAGUGGGUCCAAAAAAUAUGGCAGUAACGUGCUGCACAAAACGAAGCUAAAAAAGGACGUUCCAGAAAAGAGGAAAGGAAAAAUCGUGGCCAAAAAAUCUAAAAAUUUGAGUCCAAAAUUAACAGGAAGUAUUUCUACCUUACCUUCUGAUAGAAGAAAUAACCUACAUGCGCUGGAAGGAGUUCUUUCUGAGGUGGGGGAUGGGGAUAGGCACCAGGGAUGGAGGAAGUACGCACACAAGUUCGGCCUCCUGGGCAGGCUCGUUUCGAAGGGGCACACAGGGAGCGCCAGUUCGGGAGGAACACAAAACGGUGGAAGUAUAAGGGGAACAACACACAGCGGAAGCAACUCGCAACGGUCCGCGAAGAAAAGUACCCACCCAAACGACGCUGGAAGCAAGUUGGUAAAACAAGACGCAAAAGCAAACACACAAGAGGAAAAAAAAAAAAGCUAUCUGACUAGUUUGCAAAAAAAUAUUCCUCCAAAAAAAAACAAAAAUUCCUAUUCGUCCAAUUUAAACACACCAACUGUUGCCACCGGAGGAAAGAAAAGUUACAAACUGAGCUCUGGGGGCAACGGCCAAGAGGGGGGCUCCACCGAUGGAGCCAAGCAGUCAGUCACGGCAUCAUCUUCGCUUGCCCAAGGGGUCGAAGUGGACAACGAGCAGGUAGUUCACCUUACAGGGAAGAUACUUGAAGACCAGGAUGAUCCAUCUAGAGAAACACCCCUCGAAAGGUACACAGCAGAACCAAUCGAUCCCUACUUCACCAAAGGGGAAUACGACGCAUCAAAGGAUAUACUUCGAGAGAAGACCUGCUUCUACGAUGCAGGGAAGGUAUCUACCAGUUUACUUCCCGGUUAUAAGGAAGUAAGCUUCGAGGAGAUAGGUGUGACUAAAGGGAACAACGCAUCUGCUAUGGAGUCAAGAAGGGCACAAAGAAAUGCCAUGUACCUGCCGAACCGAUUUUACAGUCCUCACAACUUUGAGGCAGUCAGAAGUAUGGGAGGUCAAAACGAGGCCUACUACAUUAACGGGUUGAGGACGCUGGAUGGUUGUCUUUUCACCUCAGUCGACCUGUCUCAAGCGACAAUCCACAAGCAGUACAACAUCGGGGUUACCUAUCCUUAUGGAGUUCCCUUUGUAGAUGUGAAGCAGAGGGGCAGGCAGGGACGGCGGUGA